CUGGCGUCUAUGGAGGGUCACGUGGUUGUCACUGACUCCUGAGAUGCCGGCAGGAUGGAGAGUGAGUUAUUCCGAGAUUUGCUGGGAGUUGUAGUCGUUCAGCUUCUUUCUUAGAGGUAAAACCUCUGUUACCCCUAAAAAGUCGGCACUGACGGGCAGCGCAAGGAAGAUAAAGGACAAUGCAGCAGAUUGGCACAACCUGAUGCUGAGAUGGGAGAGCUGCAAUGACACUGCAUUCAGUGCGGCCAGCAAGAUCGUCAAUCUUAAAAUAAGCGCCUUAUCAUAUGAGAAGAUGUUAUCAGAUGGCGCAGAGCCUGCUCAUGAGAAUCCAGGCAAGGACAAAGAAGAACUGGAAAGACUAUGCUCGGAGUUACUGGAAGUGCUGGAGAAAAUGCAACAACUGCAGCAGAAAAUGGAGAAGCUAACGUCUACAUUUAAAGGGGUGUGGGAUCUGGAAGCUUAUCAGUGCAGUGGCGGGACUCCAAAGCCGAUACUUUUCCAUACGUGGCCUACGAUGCUAUUUUACGAGACCUCCUUAAAGAUGUCAGAAAUGUACAAAAAAGAAAUUUGCCUCAAGAAGACCAUUGUCGGAGAGAUAGCGCACACCGCAGAGCAGGACUUGUUAAUGGUCUAUCUGUCCUGCUGGUUGUAUCAGCCCUACGUUGAGAGCAGCAUAAAAGUCUUAUUAGAGAGCAUGCUGCUGGAGACUGGGCACCGGCCCCUGUGAGGGCAUGUUCACACCUGGUUCUGCAUCACAAGACGUAUGUAUACUCCCGGUUAUAAUGCAAGUUUGGAAAUAGUCUUGAUAUAUAUUAUAGUUAUACCGUUUUCCGUAAACAGCUCCUGUGCAAACCUAUGUGUCUCUGUGGUUCCUGGUGCUAAUGAAUUUAUAAAGAGUGGGCACAGGGAAGGGAUCAGCAAACUCCAGCUGUUUUGAAACUCCAACUCCCAUCAUGCGCCAUUCAGUUCUACUUAAAGGGCUUCUGUCACCCCACUAAAGUAGUAUUAUAUUUUUUUUUGGGCUAGUUAAAUCUGUUAUACUGCGAUAUAUGAAAAUAUAAUAGUGUUACUUGCUG
Messenger RNA from Bufo gargarizans (Asiatic toad), 1076 nucleotides. Its product is annotated as cyclin-dependent kinase 2-interacting protein-like. Bases 203 to 727 code for a protein of 174 amino acids. The record is from RefSeq and is a predicted model, not a curated record. The transcript is spliced from 5 exons. NCBI's taxonomy places the organism in Eukaryota, Metazoa, Chordata, Amphibia, Anura, Bufonidae.